AUGUUCACGGUUUCAACAGGCACUUCAUACUUUCAACAGGAAAUUCAGAUGAGAAGUAGAGGCGCCCUUGCGCUCACGAAUUUAACAAGAGAACUCGAUAUGUUUGAUAUAAAUCGGACUAAAUUGCCACUUUUGAACAUUGCUUCGUCCGAAAGCAUAGGAACGAUCGAUAAUAUGACCUCGUGCACUUUAUUCAGGAUUGGAGUGAGGAAAGGAGUUGUAUACAUCACGGGCGCAAUGCGGCGUAGAGGUGAUGGCAGGGAAAGUUACCGUCAUAAAUUAGUCGGUCAGACGUCGUCGCGGGGUCAUAAAAGCCCGGACAACCAAAAGCUUAGAAGACGUGAAGCGAUAAUAUGUUACCAAUGCAACAGCGAGUACGACCCCAGAUGUGGCGACCCAUUAGAUACGUACACUUUGGGGACUGUAAACUGCAGCUUUCAGCCUCGUCUGGAGCACCUCAGUCACUUGGAGCCUACCCUUUGCCGAAAAAUCAGUCAAAAAGUGUACGGCAAGGAGAGGGUCGUCCGCAGCUGCGGCUACAUCACGGACGCCGAGAAGGACAACGGCGAGUGCCUUAUGAAGACCGGCACCCACGAUGUGCGCGCUAUAUACUGCUCGUGCACCGGUGAUCUGUGCAACUCCGUCGAGAGUCUCCGUACGCCGUCCCUACUGCCACUGGCGUCCCUUCUGACUGCCGUAUUGGCGACACCGAGUCUGCUCCUAUCGUGCCCGAUCGUGCCGUCUCGUAUCUCCCUCUCAGCAGCCUAAUUCUGCCUAGUUGUUCUUCAAGUCGCACCCUGAGAAUCUGAGAUUCCAUCCCCGGCCCGUCGUCGCGCCGCACGGACCGUUCGUAUACCUUGGAUUCACUCCUCAUUCCGUUAUAUUGAUCGAUCGAACGCCGGUCGAUCGUUAUUGUCAAUUUCCCUACUAGCUACAAUUUCCCCGAUCGUAAGAAGAUUGCGAGAAGAUCACGAAAAUAUCUUAUUCUUUGUUUGAUGGAUCACCCGAUCCUUAGAUAAGGGUUCGAUACAGCCAAAAUACUUAAGAUUUGGAUCGAUGACUUUGGAAUAAUUAGAGAUACUUCAAUUAAAAGCGAUAAGUAACCUUAGUUAGACGCAACGUAGUGAUUUCAAAAUGAGUUAGAGUAAUAAGUAUGAUUGAUCGUGAUGGAUAAGUGAAAUAAUGGAUUGCGAAAGAAUGGCUGUAUCGUUCGCUGCUGAGGAAAAGAAGUCGUUAUUCCGACUUUAAGCCUAUAUCAACAAUUAUACCGGCUUUCGGCCUAAUUAAAUAGCGCCAGACAAUUGAGGCACGUCAAUCUUCACGCCGCCAACGAAGGGAACUUCGCACCCAAGCAAUAUUGAAUUUUUCCUUCACUUGCUCCGAAGCAGCUGGCUAUUCGAAUUAUACAACGAAUCCGAUGCGUCGCCCCCCUGUAUUUCUCAGGAAUCGAGAUCGGCUUCUCAACGCGAGUUUCGAAAAUCCCGAUUUCUCGCGCACUUGCAUUCACAAGGGCCUUUUUGAUAAUCGUUCUGAAGAACGAAGGACGACAUUCCGCUAACUUCUCGUAGAUAAUUUCAAAUUUUCGUCGCUAAUGAAGAGAUUUUAGAUUUUAAUCGACCCCUCGGAUGGCGUCUUCGGCUGCGAACGGUCCGUAAUGUAGCCAGAUUAAUUAACGUAGCGUAACGGUGAUAACUGCCAGAUGCGCGAGGGCGACACUUCAGUAGUAUACAUAUCUCUGCGAAGAAAAAAAAAACAAGAGAAAACG
Molecule: messenger RNA, 1765 nt
Organism: Mycetomoellerius zeteki
Lineage: Eukaryota; Metazoa; Arthropoda; Insecta; Hymenoptera; Formicidae
Exons: 3
Coding region: 1-768 (255 amino acids)
Biological process (GO): regulation of synaptic transmission, cholinergic; sleep; positive regulation of voltage-gated potassium channel activity
Source: RefSeq, a predicted model, not a curated record